GCACCCGUUCCCAAGAUGCUGGCAGCCUGCCUUCUGAGAAGAGUGGUCCUUACACUUCCUUUAGUUUUUGUGGUUGCACUGCUUCUCGCGGAGCCUGUUAGAUUAGAUCAAGAAGCGGGAACAGCCAUACCAGCUGAAAGCCGUCCCUGUGUUGACUGCCAUGCGUUUGAGUUCAUGCAGAGGGCUCUGCAGGAUUUAAAGAAGACAGCGUAUAAUCUAGACACACGGACAGGAACUCUGCUUCUUCAGGUGGAAAAGAGAAAUCUGUGCGACUGUGUAACUGCAAGUCUGCUGAACUGAAUCCUGGAGGCCAGCUAAGGAGUAUCACCUGUUCAGCGGUUUUUAAAAAGCAGCUGUAUAAAAUACAGCUUUAUGGAGUUCGUGUUGCAAGCAUGUAUGGCCCAAUGUACUGAGCAAAUUGGGGGGCUGUGUCUUACAUAUUUGUCUGUCUUUUGUUUUUUGUUUUUU
Messenger RNA from Eurypyga helias (sunbittern), 468 nucleotides. Its product is annotated as neuropeptide-like protein C4orf48 homolog. The coding region runs from base 16 to 300 and encodes 94 amino acids. NCBI's taxonomy places the organism in Eukaryota, Metazoa, Chordata, Aves, Eurypygiformes, Eurypygidae. The record is from RefSeq and is a predicted model, not a curated record. The transcript has 3 exons.